Pestalotiopsis fici W106-1 is the source of this 1851-nucleotide messenger RNA. RefSeq lists its product as uncharacterized. Gene Ontology annotation, cellular component: plasma membrane. The transcript is spliced from 2 exons. Gene Ontology annotation, biological process: magnesium ion transmembrane transport; intracellular magnesium ion homeostasis. NCBI's taxonomy places the organism in Eukaryota, Fungi, Ascomycota, Sordariomycetes, Amphisphaeriales, Sporocadaceae. The record is from RefSeq and is a predicted model, not a curated record. The coding region runs from base 1 to 1851 and encodes 616 amino acids. Gene Ontology annotation, molecular function: magnesium ion transmembrane transporter activity.
AUGUCUGACCACGAAGAAGUUUCCGUCCGAGGAGGCUACAACACUCCGGUCCCCGAGUUGGACGAUCACCGUCACCAGGUUUCAUCGGUCCAACGACUAGAGAGGCCUCGGCGAGGCACUGUCGACACCCUCUAUGGAUCUAGGAACGACCUGCCAGUGUCGCCUUCGGAUAUUCGUGUCCGCGACUUUGAGGAAGCUAUUGUUGACAUUGACGAGGAUGGCGGUGAUUUGUCCCCGACCAUUCCUCGCAUCCGUCGUCCCACUGUGGAAACAAACCGAUCAGUGUCUCCUCCCAACUCUGUCAAGGCAUUCGCCGAGGCGCGCCGCCGCGAGCGCCUUUAUUCCAUGUCAUCGGACACACGGGACAAGGGAGAUGGCGAUAAGUUGCAAAGAACCUUGUCGACUGCCAGUCGCCGUAGUGACCGCACCCAUAGGUCUGGCCCCUUGACUGUCGAGAAUGACAGAGUCAGUUUGACCUCGAACAAAUCGGCCGAGGACGACGUCUGUUUCCCCAUGCAGGAUGAACAUCGACGGGAUGAGCUGUAUAUCGAUUUUGAAUAUCUCGAGAACUUCAUUGAGUCUGACGAGAUUGAGCGCGGCGACACCGAUGGAGCUGUUCGAGUCUUCCCCAACUUACAGCCCGACCCGGCUAUUCCUAGCGCCUCACCAAUGAUCACUGUCGAUGGCGACUUUGUUAAUCCUCCGGUCCCGGAGUCACUUGCCGAUGAGAAGGGCGAGGUUCUGAUGUCAUCGGGGGCCUCUCAGGCUCCGGCUCGUGAACAUUACGACCCUAAUCGUUUCAGCUUCUUUUCAUCAACUUGGGAGUCGACUAUUCAUGCUGCGUCCUUUGGCGGCCUGGUUCUUCCUGGUGAAUCCGUGCGGGGCCUGUUUUCGUUCCCCGAAGAUGAGCAAGACGGAGUCUGGUGGUUGAACAUCAACAAUCCCACAGAGGACGAGGUCCGGGCUAUUUGCAAGGCCUUUGGAAUUCACCCUCUGACGAUUGAAGAUAUCACGGUGCAGGAAACCCGGGAGAAGAUUGAACUCUUCCCAUCGUACUACUUUGCCUGCUUUCGCUCCUUCACCGUCAUCCAGGAGGAGGACGGCCCUGACUACGAGCCGUACAACAUCUACACCAUCGUCUUCCGCGAAGGUACACUGAGCUUUAGCUUCCAGCCCAACGAGCACGCAAAGAAUGUCCGUGGAAGAAUCACCAUGUUGAAGGAUUACCUUUCACUGAGUAGUGACUGGAUCUGCUAUGCUUUGAUCGACAAUAUCGUUGAUUCAUUUGCUCCUGCGAUCCACCGGAUCGAACUUCAGACGGAGUCAAUUGAAGACUCGGUUUUCAUCGCCAGAGCCGAAGACAUGCACACUUUUCUACGCAAGAUAGGAGCCGUUCGAAAGAACACACUUGGUCUCAUGCGCAUCCUGGGUGGCAAGGCUGAUGUCCUCAAGGGUUUUGCUAAGCGAUGCAACGAAAAUUAUAGAGUCACGCCCAGAAUGGAUAUCGGCAUGUACCUGGGUGACAUUCAAGACCAUGUGGUCACAAUGAUGACCAACCUGACGCACUUCGAGAAGAUUCUGUCACGGGCGCACAGCAACUACCUCGCCCAGUUGACUAUUGACAGUAUUACUCAAGGCACCAAGACGAACGAAGGCCUUGCCAAGAUUACCUUCCUGGCUUCUGUUAUUGUCCCCCUGAACGUGAUCACCGGUCUCUUCGGCAUGAAUGUCCAGGUUCCUUGGCAGUCAGACAGCAGCGAGAAUCUGAAUGCAUUUGGGGGCAUUGUGGCCACUAUGGUGACGUUUUCGCUGCUGGCGCUGUAUAUCGCCAAGCGGGCCAAGUAUAUCUAG